AUGUAUUUUGGGAAUAGGGGUGCUUUCCCCGUUUUGGAUGUCGCGUCGCGGUCACGAGCUCGAAACAUCUUGUCUCCGCACUUCAUCGCCCCAAGUAUGUCGUUUUCAACACGGAACUCGUACUACCUGCGCAUCUCGAAGAACACCGUUCUGCCAAUAUACGUUUACUUGGAUGAGCGUCAUGUCGAUUGGAUGUCGGACGCGGUGCUUCAGCACGUCCUAGCGGACCUUCGUCCACAUGUCCUACCGAAACACCAGGCUGAAGCAGACUCGCUAACUGGAGGAGGUGGAUCGUCUUCCAAGAAGGCUACGGCUACUGUCGAUACUCACCGAGGAGAUUCAUAUCAGUUCUGUUAUUUCAUUCGCAAAACUGAACCACAUUCAGUCGUCAUCAAGACCAGGAACUUUCGCGCUGCUCCUCCGCAGCCCAAACGGCCAAUACGGCCACAGCAGACGGUCAGCCCCUCCAAAAGCAAGAAGGGAAAAAGGAAAGAAACUGCCACAGCUACCUCGCCCUCUAGGACCAGAAGCAAGAAGCGAAAGACCGCAGACACCGUACAGGAAGAUGAUGAAGACGUCAAUAUGGACGACCCGCAAGAUGGAGAUAAUAUCACUAUGCAAGAGGAGCCUUCAAUCGAACUGCAGAUCGAGGAAGAAGAGGAGAAACCGAAGCCCAUCCUUACCCUGACCUACCAAGGGUUCAACAUAUACGGACACUGUCUGUGCGUGGUUGUCGAGCCGUGGCCUGUAGUACGGCAUGCAUUGGCAACAUCUUCUGUUGUUGCGAGGAAGACGCCGUUCGACCCUCCUCCGCGAAAGGCAAUAGCAUCUCAAGCUGGUAGCAGCUCUGACAAGGGCAAACAACCUCUUUUCCUGCCAGAAGACGACGACGAGCCGGGACCUCCAGGCCGAACGGCAGGUCAACACGUCAACAAAGCCUUCCUUGACCAAGUAUUCUUGGGUGUCAUUGACAUUUCCGACGACGAGGACGAAGAGCAAGGUGGUAUGAUAGAAUUCAGCCACGUUCUCCACAACGCUGGCGAUUCAAGGGCAGGAGCUAUCAAUGAUGACGAGGACAUGGAUGGGUCUGUUCUAUUCGGCGAUGCGGAUGAGUUUAGGGAGUUGUGA
This is a messenger RNA of Cyclocybe aegerita, 1128 nucleotides long. The record is from the annotation of a GenBank genome assembly. Lineage: Eukaryota; Fungi; Basidiomycota; Agaricomycetes; Agaricales; Hemipholiotaceae.